This is a messenger RNA of Neltuma alba, 2309 nucleotides long. Its product is annotated as ABC transporter G family member 14-like. Lineage: Eukaryota; Viridiplantae; Streptophyta; Magnoliopsida; Fabales; Fabaceae. Gene Ontology annotation, biological process: transmembrane transport. The coding region runs from base 106 to 2073 and encodes 655 amino acids. Gene Ontology annotation, cellular component: plasma membrane. Gene Ontology annotation, molecular function: ABC-type transporter activity; ATP binding; ATP hydrolysis activity. The transcript is spliced from 5 exons. The record is from RefSeq and is a predicted model, not a curated record.
AAUCAAGUUAAAAGGAACUUCUUAACAUAACCCCCUCUCUCCCCCAAUCAUCACCAUCACUGCCACUAUCACCAAAAGACUACAAAUUUCUCACCUUCUUUAGCCAUGCCACAGAACUCCAUAGCACCAAAACCAGAACACUGCAGUAGGAGCCCUGUAGAAGAAGGAGCGCAAGAGAUGUCAGAGCCCCAUAACUCAAUUGUCCUUCCCCACCCAGCACAAACCAAUGAACAAUCUUUGCCAAAACUGAAUUUGUACCCAAUUACCCUGAAGUUCGAGGAACUGGUUUACAAAGUUAAACUAGAGCAGAAAGGACAGUGUUGGGGCAGUUCAUGGAAAUCCAAGGAGAAGACCAUAUUGAAUGGGAUUACCGGUAUGGUUUGCCCAGGAGAAAUACUGGCUAUGCUGGGACCCUCUGGCAGUGGGAAAACCACACUUCUGACAGCUCUUGGAGGCCGUCUCAAUGGUAAAUUAUCUGGGAAGAUCACAUACAACAACCAGCCUUUCUCUGGUUCCAUAAAGAGAAGAACUGGGUUUGUCGCUCAGGAUGAUGUUCUAUACCCUCAUCUAACUGUUUUUGAGACUCUAUUGUUCACUGCACUUUUGAGGUUGCCUAACAGCUUGACCAGAGACGAAAAAGUUGAGCACGUAGAGCGGGUUAUUGUUGAGUUAGGACUGACUCGGUGCAGGGGAAGCAUGAUAGGAGGCCCACUUUUCAGAGGAAUAUCAGGUGGAGAGAAAAAGAGGGUAAGCAUAGGGCAGGAAAUGCUCAUCAAUCCAAGCCUUUUGCUUCUAGAUGAGCCCACCUCAGGUUUGGACUCUACCACAGCUCAGAGGAUCCUAAACACAAUCAAACGUCUGGCCAGUGGAGGUAGAACUGUUGUGACCACCAUACACCAGCCAUCUAGUCGUCUCUACUAUAUGUUUGAUAAGGUAGUCCUGCUAUCUGAAGGCUGCCCCAUCUACAAUGGCCCUGCUUCUACAGCCUUGGAGUACUUUUCAUCCAUUGGUUUUUCCACAUCCAUGACUGUCAAUCCAGCUGAUCUCUUGCUUGAUCUUGCCAAUGGGAUUGCCCCGGACUCCAAGAAUUCAACUGAACAAAGUGAGAACCUGGAGCAAGAAAGGAAGCUAGUCAGGGAAGCACUAAUUUCUGCUUAUGACAAGAACAUAGCAACAAGGUUGAAAACUGAGCUGUGCAGCUCGAAUGUGAACUACAAUAUCACAAAAGAUACUUCUGCAAAAAGUAACAUAAAACCAGAGCAAUGGUGCACAAGUUGGUGGUACCAAUUCAAGGUACUGUUACAGAGGGGCCUAAGGGAGAGAAGGUAUGAGACUUUCAACAGGCUGAGAAUAUUCCAAGUCAUAAGUGUUGCUUUUCUUGGUGGACUCUUGUGGUGGCAUACACCAGAAUCACACAUUCAAGACCGGGUUGCCUUGAUCUUUUUCUUCUCCGUUUUCUGGGGAUUCUACCCUCUCUACAACGCAGUUUUCACAUUUCCUCAGGAAAGAAGAAUGCUGAUCAAGGAACGGUCAUCAGGAAUGUACAGACUUUCAUCCUACUUUCUAGCUAGAACAAUAGGAGACUUGCCGCUGGAGCUGGCUCUUCCAACCGCAUUUGUCUUCAUACUCUACUGGAUGGGAGGGCUUAAACCUCAUCCUAUGACAUUCAUCCUUUCCCUUCUUGUGGUUCUUUACAGUGUACUUGUCUCUCAAAGUCUUGGCUUAGCCUUUGGAGCUAUUCUUAUGGAGAUCAAGCAGGCCACAACCUUAGCUUCUGUCACAACCCUUGUAUUUCUCAUUGCUGGAGGAUACUACGUACAACAAAUCCCUCCCUUCAUAGUGUGGUUCAAGUACUUGAGCUACAGCUACUAUUGUUACAAACUUCUUCUCGGUGUCCAGUAUAAUGACAAUGAUGUUUAUGAGUGCUCCAAGGGUGUUUUGUGUAGGGUUGGAGAUUUUCCUCCGAUCAAAUCAAUGGGUUUGAACCAUUUGUGGGUUGAUGUGGCCAUUAUGGCUUUGAUGUUGGUAGCUUAUCGACUUGUUGCUUACAUAGCACUACAUAGAGUGAGGUAAAGGAGCUAAGAUCUGACACAGCUCUCAUACAAACACAACUGAACUAGAAGAGUUUUUUUCCCUUCUUCAACAAUUGAGGAAUAAUACUAGAAUUUAGGACUUCUUAUGCAGCUCAUGUAAUGAAAUUUUGAUCAGCUCUUCCUGAGUUGGAUUUAUCAGACCUUUUUCUUACUGUUGUAGGAAAUACUAACUUAUAAGUUGUUCUUUCGAAGUUAGAAUAAAUUUCUAUUGUCUUA